Molecule: messenger RNA, 2572 nt
Organism: Catharus ustulatus (Swainson's thrush)
Lineage: Eukaryota; Metazoa; Chordata; Aves; Passeriformes; Turdidae
Gene: MSANTD2
Product: Myb/SANT DNA binding domain containing 2
Exons: 5
Coding region: 786-1970 (394 amino acids)
Source: RefSeq, a predicted model, not a curated record
GAGUGUGAAAAUAGAGUGGCUGAGGAUGUCAGGCAUUCCCAGAGGGCUUGGCCAAGUGUAGGGAUGCUUUGGAAACUGUUUGUUUCUUUUGAAGGCUGCUAACAAAUUCAGCUGGAGGCUCUAAUUCCAUGUUGAAUUCCUUAUGGAUAAGCUGGGGCAGAUACAAGAAGUGGGGUUUGGAAAAUAUAUUUUGAAAGAUCUAACUUGGGUGGAUUUUAGAAAGAGUCUGGGAGUGAAAUUACUUUGCUCUUAUUGGUCAGUGAGAUUUGAGCUGAAAAGAGAGAGACUGGAGUGAGAAAUCUGAAUUCUAGCAAUCAAAUGUAUCUAUACCCCAGCCUGAGGGAACCCUUGUUGCACCAGGGAAUACCAGGAGGUUUCUAGGCUGGGUUUUGGGUCUAGGUUGCCAUAGCAGGUUGUUUUCCACCCUGCUCACAGACAGAAAGUUAAAAUGUGCUGGUGUCCGUCCAAAGAGGAUCUGCCUGUUUAUCCUGAGGUAGUUGUGGCAAAAGAGGGAAGGGUUCCACCUUAAACCGUGGAAUAACUCAUGCCUGUUGCUGCCUGUGUGUUUAUAUGGGUUAUUUUUUAUUUUGUGUUAUUUUCGUGUGUUUUUGUUUAAAACAGCAGGGUAAUACUGAUUUGCUGCUUAGCGGUUUUGCUUCUGCCCCCAGGGCUCUGAAUCUCAGGAGGAAACUGGUUAGAAAUGUAUCCCUUUGCUGCUGAUGCUGUUAAACCAGUGUAUGAGGAGCAUUAGCAGCUUCACAAGAGACAGAGUGAGUUAGUAAGGAAUGCAAAACUAUACUCUGCGCAGGUGCUACAGCCGCGUGAAGGAGCACGGCGUGGGCAAGAGGAAAAGCAGCUACACGUUUGAGCAGCUGGAGCAGGUGUUUGGGCAGGGAGGAUGGGACUCCCAGCCUUGCCAACCUGUCCUCAUCAACAGCAGUGGCUUGUACCAGGAGCUGGAGUCAGAUGGCAGCACGAUGGAGGAAUUCUCUCAGGAGGACUGGGGAAACCACAGUCAGGAUCUUCACUGCUACCAGACCGGCGAGCAGGAGCUGGAUGAAAUGCCUACCACGAAAAGAACAUUAAAGAUAAAACAGGAAUCUUCAGAAGACACGCAGAAGCGUGACGUCAUGCAGAACAUUAUGCAAAUUUUGGAGUCGGUCCAGUUGAAGUGGGAGCUGUUUCAGAGCUGGACGGACUUCUCCAGGCUCCACCUUUCUAACAAACUGGCCAUUUUUGGCAUUGGGUACAACACCCGCUGGAAGGAGGAUAUCCGUUACCACUACGCAGAGAUCAGCUCCCAGGUGCCCCUGGGCAAGCGGCUCCGGGAAUAUUUCAACUCGGAGAAACCGGAGGGUCGGGUGAUCAUGACCCGAGUACAGAAAAUGAACUGGAAAAAUGUUUAUUACAAAUUCCUGGAGAUCACCAUCAGCGAAGCCAGAUGUUUGGAGCUGCACAUGGAGAUCGAUUGGAUUCCCAUCGCUCACUCCAAACCCACCGGCGGGAACGUGGUGCAGUAUUUAUUACCAGGAGGGAUCCCAAAAAGCCCUGGCCUGUACGCCAUUGGAUAUGAGGAGUGCCACGAGAAACUCCCCUCCCCUCUGGCCGAGCACCAGGCCCCCGACCCCGGCAAUGAGACUCCAGGGGAGCUCGAGGUCCCCUCGCCACAGGCCUCCCUUCGGGUGGAUAUGGAAUCCGCCCGGAUUAUCUACUGUUACCUUGGCAUCGCCGAGGUCCGGACUCUCCAGCAGUGCCUGUUCUUACACUUCCAGGCAAACACCAAAACCUUCAGCAAAGAUUGGGUCGGGAUCAACGCCUUUUUAUCUCAGAACUGCGUCGUAGAGCCCGGUGUCUCACCCAAAUCCAUCUACAUCAAAUUUGUGGAAGUGGAGAGGGAUUUUCUGUCUGCUGGCUCUUUGGUAGAGUGCCUGGAAAAAGCCAUCGGGUACCCCUUAAAAUUUAACAACUGAGUCUCAUCCUUCAUAAGGAUCAGGGCUUUCCGCCCCAUUUUCCAUCUCACUCGGAUCCUGUCCGCUCCCAUCCGGGCACACACAGGACUUUUCCGCCUGGAAGCGUUUUGGGGUGCGCGGAGGCUGGCGGGGCCCGGCUCUGCUCCCGCUCCCCCGGCGGGGCAGCGCGGCCGGGAGCGGCGCCCGGCCCGCGAGACGGCUGUCGGUACAUUCCACAUGGGACAAGCUCGUACACGCGGCGUUUUCAUACACACACUGAGGGUUUGGGCUUUCCUGUAUUCCACGGUGUCUCAUUCGGAUGCAUCCGUCUCCAAGUGUUAUUCUGGAUCUGACUCAAUAAGCAAUAGAUAACGGCGAGGGAAACCCCAACUCCCGGCCCGGGGACUGUUUUUCAAAGCCACCCUUAGAUAUCUUGUAUAUAAUUUAGAACUUCACUUUUUUCACCAUCGAGUGUUCUCCUCUCUCCAAACAGUGUUGCCUGCAAAGACUUUGGGUUCUGUGACGUAUUCCUCAUCCUUAGUAGCGUUGCCAUAUCUGCUUUUAUUUUAUUUUAUUUUAUUUUUUUAACAUUAAAAUAAUUCCUGGUAUUUUCAUUUUUUUCU